AUGAAGGAAAGAAUUGAAGAGUUAGAAGCAGCAUUGCGAAAUUGCGAGAUUCAGAUUGAGUACUUGGAAUCUAAUGAAGAUCGUCAAGCCAAGCAGUUGCACUACUUUCAGAACCAAAUUGAAACACAUACACGAAAACCUUCUGUUUCGAUUAAGCCUCAGCAUUGUCAAGGUGAUGCUUCAAUAUCGAAGAACCUUCAGGUCGGAUAUGGUUCUGGUCUUGGUGAUAAUCUGGUUGUCCCGGAUUUCGAUGAAGUAGCGGAGAAAGAUAAGAUGAAGGAAGAGUUACCAAAGCAGUUUGAGGAGAAAUGGAAAUGGAUUGAAGAAAAGUUUAGGGAGAUAGAAAGUAUCGACAGCUAUCGUGGAAUAGAAGCGAAAGAUCUGAGCUUAGUUCCGGAUUUUGUGCUUCCUUACAAAUUUAAGAUGCCGGAAUUCGAAAAAUACAAUGGAACUAGUUGCCCUGAGGCUCACCUUACUAUGUUCUGCAGGAGAAUGACGGGGUAUAUUAAUAAUGAUCAAUUAUUGAUACACUGCUUUCAGGAUAGUCUUACAGGCGCGGCGUUAAAAUGGUACAAUCAGCUAAGCCGAUCUAAAAUUGCUACUUGGAGAGAUUUGGCACAGGCAUUCAUGAAACAAUACGAUCAUGUCUCAGAAAUGAUGCCUGACAGGAUAACUCUGCAGAAUUUGGAGAAGAAAUCAAACGAGAGCUUUAGACAGUAUGCACAAAGGUGGAGAGAAAUGGCAGUGCAGGUGCAACCACCUCUUUUGGAGAAAGAAAUGACGACGCUUUUUAUUAAUACAUUGAAAGCCCCAUUCAUCACUCACAUGUUGGGAAGCGCUUCAAAGAAUUUCUCGGAUAUAAUCAUGAGCGGCGAAAUGAUCGAGCAUGCUAUUAAAAGUGGAAGAAUAGACGGAGGGGAGAACAAUAAAAGGACAGCCCCGAGGAAAAGAGAAAAUGAAGUGAAUAAUGUGAAUGCUUACAGUAAAUCAAUUACUGUAAGUCAACCAAGGAAAGCGGUCACUAAUCAACAGGGCUCAUCGAAGCAAGAGUCGGGAAUGAGGCAAAAUACUGAGAAGCCCCAGUUCACUCCCAUUCCAAUGACAUAUAAGGAGCUGUACCAGAAUUUAUUUAAUGCGCAUGUUGUCGCUCCUCGUUACUUGAGUCCUCUACAACCCCCAUAUCCAAAAUGGUAUGACACAAACGCUCAGUGUGACUAUCAUGCCGGAAUUUUAGGACACUCAAUAGAAAAUUAUACUGCUUUCAAGAAGGUAGUGGAAGGACUUAUCAAAUUGGGCGUUGUCAAAUUUGGUGAUUCACCUAACACGGAAAGUCCGUUGCCCAAUCAUAAUGAAGGGGUUAACGCGAUAAUUGAGAAUGGAGGAAGGAGAGUCAAAGCCAAUGUAGCAGAGAUAAGGACCCCCCUUGAAUGGAUUUGGAAGCAAAUGGUGAAAGGGGGUCGCAUCAAGCAAGAUUCAAUAGAAAGGCCUGAAGGAGCAAGUAAGUUUUGUGAGUUCCACGCAGAAGAAGGCCACGACAUCCAAAAAUGUACCGAAUUCAGAACCAUGGUGCAAAACUUAAUGGAUAACAAAGAGUUGGAGUUUUACGAAGAGAUUAAUGAACUAGAAGAAGGAGAAGUUUAUGCUGCAGAAGAAGGAUCCACGGGGAAAGUCCAAAAGGCUAGCCACCCAGUGGUAAUUAUUUCAAAACCAAUGAGCAGAGAAACUGGAAUUCAAAUAGCGCCAAAGAUCAUAAUCCAAAAACCUGUAUCCUUUCCUUACAAGGAUAGCAAAAAGGUUCCUUGGAAUUACGACUGCAAUGUGACAAUUUCAGGGAAAGAAAGCUUGGUAAACACUUCAGGAGAAGAUGAAGGAUUCUAUACACGAAGUGGAAAACGCUAUGAUCCGGAAAACGCGAGAGUGGAAUCCGGAAAAGGAAAAGCCUUAGCGGUUGAGUUGGGAAAAGCAAAAACAGACAAAAUUAAACCGCGAGUCAAUCAGCCGGUAACUGAAAAUGAGGCUAGAGAAUUUCUAAAAUUCUUGAAACAUAGCGAGUACAGCGUGGUAGAACAAUUGCAUAAACAAUCGGCUCGUAUUUGA
Messenger RNA from Gossypium raimondii (Peruvian cotton), 2097 nucleotides. RefSeq lists its product as uncharacterized. Bases 1 to 2097 code for a protein of 698 amino acids. The transcript has 2 exons. The record is from RefSeq and is a predicted model, not a curated record. NCBI's taxonomy places the organism in Eukaryota, Viridiplantae, Streptophyta, Magnoliopsida, Malvales, Malvaceae.